Molecule: messenger RNA, 1692 nt
Organism: Striga hermonthica
Lineage: Eukaryota; Viridiplantae; Streptophyta; Magnoliopsida; Lamiales; Orobanchaceae
Source: the annotation of a GenBank genome assembly
AUGAAAAAGCAGAGGCGGACGGCUGAAACAGAGAAGAACACCUCCGUAGCAAUGGACGACGACAGAAUAUCGCAACUACCAAUACCUUUACUUCACCACAUCCUCUGUUUCCUCUCUCAGAAAGAAGCUGUGAGAACUUGUCUGCUCUCCAAACAAUGGCGCCACAUUGGAACAACCCGCCCCAGCCUCGAAUUCUUCCAAGAAUGGUUCGACAACACACAAGAAAAGGUUGUCUCCGUCAGGCGUUCCACACGAUCAACUCGCCGCAACCUCAACUCUUACAAAAAAAAUUUCAACAAAAACUUUGUCUCCGUAGUCAACCGAAUCCUACAAGGAUACCUUGAUCAAAACCUCUUCAUACACAAACUCCAUCUCUGCUUACCCAGGCCCGACUCACGACCGGCUGUCUCCCUUAUCGACAAAUGGAUCCGGAUAAUAGCAGCCCUCAACAUAAAAGCUUUCAAACUCCAUCUUUGGUAUCUUCCGCCGUAUUACAACCUGCCCUCGGCAGUCUUCUUAUCCGAGUCCCUCGAAGAACUACACCUGUGCAAUUGCAAGCUGAGCCCGGCCGAGAGCGUGCGGUUCAAACGUCUGCGCUCACUCACCCUGCAUUCUGUCCAAGUUGAUGGUGGGACAUUGGAGACUAAAACGUUGGGAUGCCCUUUGCUCAGGCGCCUGGCCCUUAAUAAUUGUUGUGAGUUGAGAAACGUAAGGCUGAGCGAGGCGCCUGAGCUCAAGCACUUUACGUUGUUUGAUAUCAAGAUUAUUGAAGGGCGUAGCAUCGAAAUCGAUGUCCCGAAUCUCGAGACAGUCUUUAUCACUGGCCCAUGGAUUUGGUCUCACCGCCAAAGCACAUUCUUGUUCUCUCGUCUCACCAGUUUGCAUCUCUGUAAUGUGAUCCUGUCGGGCGAGUCGAUCGACCUGUUAUCGUUCGGCUGCCCGACUCUUGCAAGCUUGACCCUAAAUAAUUGCUCCGGUUUCGAGGAAUUCCAUCUUGCAAGUGAUUCGGUCAAGUCAUUGAAAAUCUCGACAUGCAAAAUAUUUCUUAAAGGAGUUACGAUUUGUGCCCCAAACAUUCUCAAUUUUUGGUUAAGUGCCUGUAUUCUCCAGACGCCGGAGACAUUCUCUUUUAUGACCACUAAUUCCAAGGUGUGGUCCUCAAAUGUAUUCCUGUAUUUGAGUGAGGUAGAUCCCGAUCUCGACGUCAAUUCGUGGUUUCUUAAGCUGAGAGGAACGCUCAAGGCACUAAGUGAGUCUCAAAUGUAUCUGACUCUGCAGAUAAACAACGGCCCUCUGGAUGUGCCAUGUGGUGCUGUUGACAACAGUCGUCUUCUCAAUGACGAGCCGCCUAUGGUGAUGGAGAACUUGACAUUUAGUACUUCUAAAUGUCGAACGGCAUCUUGGUACUCGGGCUUUACGAAUGGUUUGUUCCGUGUUUGUCGACCGAGGAGUAUAUGGAGUGGUGUGUACCCGUCGGACAACCGGCUCUCAGAGUUUCAGUUCAACAUCUUGCUUGCAAACAUGAGCCUGGGGACCGAGCCCUACUUUUGGCAGCACGAUUUGGAGCAAGUGUACGUGAACACUUUCGAUGGGCAGCUCAUUCAGUGGACGGACCUUUCAGAAUUGCGAAACAGGACGUAUGACAAGAAAAUAUGCCUUAAGUUGAAAUGGAGAGGUCAGACGACGGCAUAA